Pecten maximus is the source of this 954-nucleotide messenger RNA. RefSeq lists its product as uncharacterized. The transcript is spliced from 2 exons. The record is from RefSeq and is a predicted model, not a curated record. Bases 1 to 954 code for a protein of 317 amino acids. Lineage: Eukaryota; Metazoa; Mollusca; Bivalvia; Pectinida; Pectinidae.
AUGAAGGAAGGCAGGAAGGGGAGAGACACUGUGCAGAUGAAUUCUGCAGUGCAAGUUGGACUAACACAGACUAGAAUUGGUAACUCGGCAAUGCGACUAACUCUGAUGAGUUCCAAUAUUCCUGCCCCCUCUGAUAGAGGAAUGCAGAAGAGUGCUAAUAAAGUAUGUGACCAGAUCGAGGAACUCAAUAAGACUGACAUGGGUGGAGUUAGAAAGAGAAUACGAGAGAUCAACACACACCGAGGAAACCCACCAAGUAAAGUGGACCUGAUGGUCGAUGCCACCUACAACAACCCAAUCUAUUCCGGUGGAGGAAAGACUCCAUUGCAGCCAGCAUCACAGGUUAUGUUCAGCACCAUAGAACACAACACCAAGGACCAGUAUGUGUUAGACCUAGUCAUCAAGAACAAACUCUGCAAUAUAUGGCCACCCUGUGACAGUGAACAUAGCUCGCACUGUAAAGGUAACUUACCUCUAGCCUCGUCGAUUUGUAAUGAACAAGCAUACUGUUCUGAGAGUCUGGAGAACCUUAAAAGAGAUGGCCUGGAAGUGGACAAGCUUGUUACUGACACAGGUGCGAUCAAGGCUGCUGACAAGAUAUACAAAUGUUGUACAUCAUGUACAAAGCCACAACACUAUCUGGACCCCAUUCAUCUCAACCUGACAACCAAAAAGGUAGAAUCUGUGAACAGACGGUUAAAGCGGUCUCUUCCCUCAAGUGUGAACUUUACUCGUAACUUCUCCGGGAGAGCUCAUAGGGCUGUGUAUUCUGUGAACCAUAGACCGGGCAAUGCCAUUAAAGAACUGUAUAGUGGAGUUGGGUGUCCUAUAACAGCUGGAAGCUCUGUGUCCAAGGACCUGGAUAAUGAACAGAAAAGACAUUUAUAUAAUAAAGCGCUUAGUAAAUCAAUCAAGGGCAAGAUUCAGAAGGAGACGGAAAAAAUCACUACAUGA